Molecule: messenger RNA, 882 nt
Organism: Owenia fusiformis
Lineage: Eukaryota; Metazoa; Annelida; Polychaeta; Sabellida; Oweniidae
Source: the annotation of a GenBank genome assembly
GGCUAUGCUCAGGCUCCUCCCCCUUACGGACAACCCCCACAAGGAUAUGGACAACCCCCACAAGGAGGCCAACCCCCACAACAAGGCUAUGCUUCACCCCCACAAGGCUAUGGUCAGCCUCCUCCACAAGGUUAUGGUCAGCCACAGUAUGGUGUACAGCCAGGAGGUUAUGCAGGCCAGCCAGGUCAGCCAGGUGUGCCUCCUAUGGGUGGUGCCCCUGGGGGAGUUCAGUGGAUGGCACGCCCAGAGGGACUCCCAGGCUGUCCCCCAGGACUAGAGUACCUCACCCAGAUAGAUCAGAUCCUUGUACACCAGCAAGUAGAACUAUUAGAAAUGAUGACUGGGUUUGAGACUCAGAAUAAAUACCAGGUGAAGAACUCUUUGGGACAGCAGGUCUAUUUUGCUAAUGAGGAGAGUGAUAUGUGUAUGAGACAAUGCUGUGGACCUCAGAGAGGGUUUACCAUGCACAUAACAGACAACCUGGGUCAGGAGGUAAUACGAUGCCAUAGGGAGUUUAAAUGUUGUGCCGGGUGCUGUUGGUGUGCUGGAAGUGAUUGUUGUGCUAUGGAACUCAUAGUGGAGGCCCCGCCAGGUCAAGUUGUAGGAUCUGUCAAACAAGCGUGCAGUCCAUGUCCCCCAAGGUUUGAUAUAAAGGAUGCAAAUGAGCAGAAAAUCUUUGAUGUUGAGGGACCAGUGUGCAUGUGCCAGGGGCCCUGCUGUGCUUGGGAUCAAGAUUUUGUGGUGAAGUCGGCAGACCAAGCACAAGAGGUUGGCAAAAUUAGUAAACAAUGGACUGGCUUUGUGAAGGAAUACUUCACAAAUGCAGAUAAUUUUGGGGUAUCUUGUAAGUACCAAUUAAGCCAUACAAGCAACUUUACUUAA